AUGGAAGACACAAGACAGUUGAUCAAUAAAUACUCCUCCUUCAUUAUUCACUCUGGUAACAAAGUUUCUUUUUGGUUUGAUAACUGGUCUGGAGACGAAGCUUUAUAUUUAGCUUUUCCAAAUAUUUUCAGUUUGGUAAAGGAUAAAUUCUUGAGUAUUGCCUUUCAUAUUUCUCCUGAUGGUAAUUGGAUCUUUGAUUUUAAAAGAAGAUUGAGAAACUCAGAAGCAAACCAGUUUGCUAACCUCCUGGUACGUAUUGGUGUCUCCCCUCCUCAACUUAAUGAUCAGUUUGACACUAUAAGAUGGUCUCUGGGAACUAAUGGUGUGUUUUCUGUAAAAAGUUUAUAUGCCAAACUUAUCGAAGCCGAUGGAGUAGCUGAUUUUCCAAAAUAUUUCAUAUGGAACAAGAUAGUUCCUCCUAAUAUUACUUUCCUCUUAUGGUGUGUGGUUCAUGGUAAGCUUAAUACUCUUGAUCUUCUUAAUCGUAAGGGCUUAAAUCUAGAUAAUUGUUGCAUUAUGUGUUGUAAUGAGGCAGAAUCUGUAUUUCAUCUCCUUAUCCAUUGUAAAGUAGCUUUCAAAGUUUGGUCUUCUAUUACUCCUUCUAACUGGGCAUGGACUUUUCCGGAGUCUGUUUAUGAUUUUGCAAAAUGCUGGAACAAUGCCUUUCAGGUAGGAAGCAGUUCAGUUUGGAACUUAAUCCCGACAGCCGUGGUUUGUGUUUUAUGGAGAGAAAGAAAUGCUCGCAUUUUCGAAAGAAGACAUACUUUCAAAACAGACAAUGAUCUUUCUUUGGAUGCUAAAUCUUUAGUAAUAGUUUGA
Messenger RNA from Papaver somniferum (opium poppy), 819 nucleotides. RefSeq lists its product as uncharacterized. The coding region runs from base 1 to 819 and encodes 272 amino acids. The transcript has a single exon. NCBI's taxonomy places the organism in Eukaryota, Viridiplantae, Streptophyta, Magnoliopsida, Ranunculales, Papaveraceae. The record is from RefSeq and is a predicted model, not a curated record.